AUGGAAAUCCUAUUUCAUCCAGCAGUGCUGAAGAUUCUGUGUGAAUGGAAAGAAGGAGAGGGACAAGAGCCGCCAACCGAUCUAUUGGCCUUGCUUGUGGAUUGUAAGUCCGAGGUGGACUAUGAGUGGAUGGACAAGGUCUUGUAUUUGUACAAAAAAACAUCGAAGAGAAAAAAUGACAGAAUAAGGAUUCUUAGAGAAGCCGUUGAAUCCAAGUUUCAUCUUGAGCUAGUUGGCGAAGGAAAUGGAGAGGAUAAGACUGUUUAUUUGCUGAGUGACCUUGGGAUAGUCUCAAAGGAUACUAGAGGCUUGUUGAGAACCAUGAGAAAAAGCCUUAAAAAAAUCUGGAACGAUAGGAAGUCUCUGGAUCCUAGGGAUAAUGCAAUGAAGAAAGAAACUCCGAAUCCGGGUAUGCUGAAGUUUGUCUGUGUAGAAAACAGAAAAAAGCCUUUGCCAGAGACUCUCGGGCAGUUUACUCCGAUACGCUUUGAUGACGAGGUUUUGAUCACCACACCUACAAAUGCACUUGGCUCUACGGUGCGUGUGAGGAAGGACGUGCAUGACUCAAAGAGACUAUUCUUCAUUAAGUUCUCGGAUCGGCCUCAGCCACCCCUCUAUGGCUUUAGGAAAGAAAGACUCUAUGUAAAAAACAGCCUUUCAAAACUCCCACAGGUUCUGGACUAUGAGUAUGAAUCUGAGUGGGAAGAUGCAGAAGAUGCAGAGUCCGUUGAAAGCACUGAGGAAGAGGAAGAGGAAGAAGAGAGCAGCUGUGAGUGGAUAGAAAUGGAUGCAGAAAACACAGGGCCAUCAAGAACAAACAGAAAGCCAUCUCUUUCAUUUCCUUCAUGUAGAUUCAACAUUCUACCGUCAUUCUCGCCCUCCUGGAUCUCACUCCCACUAGUGGAGCGUGAAACAUUUCCGGAGGAGCUUCUACAGGAGCUUAGAGAAGAGAUGUCUCACCAUGAAGGCACCGAGAGAUUGAUAAAGAGGUUUAGUAGCAAGUAUGUGAUCAGGCCAUCUGUUGUUAGUGACAUGCUCAGGGACCCCCGACUGAGCAGUGCAGCUACAAUAAAAAAACCGGAAUAA
Messenger RNA from Encephalitozoon cuniculi GB-M1, 1086 nucleotides. RefSeq lists its product as uncharacterized. Bases 1 to 1086 code for a protein of 361 amino acids. The record is from RefSeq and is marked provisional. Lineage: Eukaryota; Fungi; Microsporidia; Unikaryonidae. The transcript has a single exon.